AUGGGGGACCAAAAGGAUUCCCUGAGGAAGAUCAUCACCACACUGGCCGUGAAGAAUGAGGAGAUCCAGAAUUUCAUUUAUGUCCUGAAACAGAUGCUCCAGAAUGUAGAGGCCAAUUCGGACCGGGUGCAGCAGGACCUGGAGGCGGAGUUCCAGUCGCUCUACACCCUGCUGGAGGAGCUGAAGGAAGGGAUGCUGAUGAAGAUUAAGCAGGACCGAGCCAGCCGGACUUAUGAGUUGCAGAACCAGCUCUCUGCUUGCACCAAAGCCUUGGAGAGCUCAGAAGAACUCCUGGAAACAGCCAACCACACCCUCCAAGGGGCAGAAAACCACGAUUUCAGUCAGGCUGCUAAACAGAUCAAGGACAGCAUCACGAUGGCCCCCGCCUUCCGGCUGUCUCUCAAGGCCAAGGCCUGUCUAAUCUCAUCAUGGUGGCAGGAGUUGGCACCAUGUGCCCUGAUCUUCAUCCUGUGCUCUCUUUCUCCCAACCCAGUCCCCAGCGCGCCUGAGAUAGACACGGCCGAGUCCUUGGUGGCUGACAACUGUGUGACGCUCGUGUGGCAGAUGCCAGAGGAGGACAGCAAGAUUGACCAUUAUGUGCUGGAGUACCGCAAGACCAACUUUGAGGGGCCACCCCGGGUCAAAGAGGAUCAGCCUUGGAUGGUCAUAGAAGGAAUUAAGGAAACCGAGUACACCCUGUCAGGUCUGAAAUUUGACAUGAAAUAUAUGAACUUCCGGGUCAAAGCCUGCAACAAGGCUGUCGCUGGAGAGUUCUCGGAGCCCGUCACCCUGGAAACGAGAGCAUUUAUGUUCCGCCUGGAUGGCAGCACCAGCCACCAAAACCUCAAGGUGGAAGACCUCAGUGUGGAAUGGGAUGCCAUGGGUGGGAAGGUGCAGGACAUCAAAGCGCGAGAAAAAGACGGGAAGGGCCGCACCGCAUCUCCGGUCAACUCCCCAGCCAGGUCAGUGCAGUCACCCAAGAGGAUGCCAUCAGGCCGUGGAGGGAGGGACCGUUUCACUGCUGAGUCCUACACCGUGUUGGGAGACGCGUUGAUUGACAGUGGUGACCAUUACUGGGAAGUCCGCUAUGACCGGGACAGCAAAGCUUUUGCCGUCGGGGUGGCCUACCGGAAUCUGGGCAAGUUUGACCAGCUAGGCAAGACGCCUGCCUCGUGGUGCCUCCACCUCAACAACUGGCUCCAGGUCAGCUUCACGGCAAAGCACAACAACAAAGCCAAGGUCUUAGAUGUGCCGGUACCCGACGUCAUUGGCAUCUACUGCAAUUUCCACGAAGGUUUCCUCUCCUUCUACAAUGCCAAAACAAAGCAGCUCCUGCAUACGUUUCGGGCCAGGUUUACUCAACCAGUUCUUCCAGCCUUCAUGGUUUGGUGCGGCAGUUUCCACGUCUAUUCCGGCUUGCAAGUCCCCAGCACCGUCAAAUGCCUUCAGAAGCGGAACAGUGCCACAAGCAGUUCCAACGCCAGCCUGUCUUAGAACCAUGCUAUGGUGUUCGGUUUGCAGGAUUCGGCCUCCCUCACCACAAGAGAGGCCCGCACUGCCUGGAUAAGCAAGGGGGGAAAAAACUUCUCCUACAACAUUCUUUUCAUUUCCCUGCCGGUUCUCCGAUCCGCAUCUGCACCACCACCCGGCCAAAGCAGAUGGACCAGAGAGCAAGCAACACACCAUGAAUGUAUUGGAUUAUUGAUCUGUCUACGAUUGUAAAACACCUCUCUGUAUCGUCAGUCACAGAGUCCUUCCCCC
Molecule: messenger RNA, 1761 nt
Organism: Gekko japonicus
Lineage: Eukaryota; Metazoa; Chordata; Lepidosauria; Squamata; Gekkonidae
Gene: FSD1
Product: fibronectin type III and SPRY domain containing 1
Exons: 13
Coding region: 1-1494 (497 amino acids)
Molecular function (GO): protein binding
Source: RefSeq, a predicted model, not a curated record